This is a messenger RNA of Nyctereutes procyonoides (raccoon dog), 1169 nucleotides long. RefSeq names its product transgelin (gene TAGLN). Gene Ontology annotation, molecular function: protein binding. The transcript is spliced from 5 exons. Lineage: Eukaryota; Metazoa; Chordata; Mammalia; Carnivora; Canidae. The coding region runs from base 140 to 745 and encodes 201 amino acids. The record is from RefSeq and is a predicted model, not a curated record.
AGCCAGCGGGGGAGGCUGACAUCACCGCGGCAGCGGCCCUUUAAACCCCCCACCCAGCCAGCGCCCCGUCCUGUCUGUCCAAGUUCAGACACGAGAGCUCUUUGCCUCCUGCGAGCCCGAGGAACCCCUCUCCUACAACAUGGCCAACAAGGGUCCUUCCUAUGGCAUGAGCCGUGAAGUACAAUCCAAAAUUGAGAAGAAGUAUGACGAGGAGCUGGAGGAGCGGCUGGUGGAGUGGAUCGUAAUGCAGUGCGGCUCCGACGUAGGUCGCCCGGACCGUGGGCGCCUGGGCUUCCAGGUCUGGCUGAAGAACGGCGUGAUUCUGAGCAAGCUGGUCAACAGCCUGUAUCCGGACGGUUCCAAGCCGGUGAAGGUCCCCGAGAACCCUCCGUCCAUGGUCUUCAAGCAGAUGGAGCAGGUGGCUCAGUUCCUGAAGGCAGCGGAGGACUACGGGGUCACCAAGACGGACAUGUUCCAGACCGUCGACCUCUAUGAAGGCAAAGACUUGGCGGCUGUGCAGAGGACCCUGAUGGCCCUGGGCAGCUUGGCGGUGACCAAGAAUGAUGGACACUACCGUGGAGACCCCAACUGGUUUAUGAAGAAAGCCCAGGAGCAUAAGAGGGAAUUCACGGAGAGCCAGCUGCAGGAGGGAAAGCACGUCAUUGGCCUACAGAUGGGCAGCAACAGGGGGGCCUCCCAGGCUGGCAUGACGGGCUACGGACGACCCCGGCAGAUCAUCAGUUAGAGGGAGGGGGCCAGGCCCCCGCCCUGCCCCUCCCCAGCUCGUCGGCUGCAGCCAUCCUGCCUCGCCUGCCUCACCCACACCUGUGUGUUCCUUCAGCCCCGGCCAAGCUUCGAGGCUCCGUCACUGAGCAAAGGUGACCGCACUUGGGCAGCUCUCCCCCCACCCCUCAGCCUCAGCCCAACUUCUUGCCCCAAAGCACCGCUCCUCCUCCCAGCCCCCUUACCGUCUCCCGGUCUUUCCCCAUCUGGGCCAGGCAGUGGGGCCAUGGGCUGGGGGGGCCUGGGCGGGGGCAAGUCCACUAUCCUCCUUGGCAGCAGAUGCCCUUGAAGGAAACCCAGCCCAACCUCCCCCCAUUUUUUUUGCUGGAAUAUUUUGGGGGUUGAAAUUCAAAAAAGAAACAAAUAUAUACAGCAAUCUUUUCUCA